This is a messenger RNA of Protopolystoma xenopodis, 210 nucleotides long. Lineage: Eukaryota; Metazoa; Platyhelminthes; Monogenea; Polystomatidea; Polystomatidae. The record is from the annotation of a GenBank genome assembly.
AUGAAUAUGCCUUUAAAUAGCGACGGAACUGUUAUGUUCAACGCUACUUUAUUCGCUCUUGUUCGUACCAAUCUUAAAAUAAAGACAGAAGGAGCCCCUGUCGAUCAAUUAAAUGAAGAACUUCGGGCUGUAAUUAAAAAGAUAUGGAAGCGCACGAAUUCCAAGUUGCUAGAUCAAGUCGUUCCUCCUGCUGGUGGUAAGCCCUCCUAA